AAGCUUGGAACUUCUAUGAUAUGACUUGGAUCCCACUAUCAGGUAGCGUUCUUGCGAGAGAAGAGAAGAUUUUUAAGUACGAGCUCGAAGAAAGAGAUGUUUGGCACUCUCGCCACCCACAUUUUACUGUUGCUCGUCGCGAUCAUCGCGAUCAAUCUCUACCUAAGCUCGCUUCCGGCUUGGUUCUUCGUGACCCAAGUUAGCACUCGCUCCAUCGCCGCCUUCCUCCACAAUCUCACGCUCCACCCCCAUGUCGCGGGGACGCCGCAGGGGUUUGCUACUGCCAAGUUCGUCGAGGAGAGAUUCCGCGAGUUUGGGCUCUCGACGCGCACGGUCGACUACGAGGUACUCGUCUCGUAUCCAUUGAAGCGAUCGUUGUCCGUGGUCUACCCAAGCAACUCGUCACUCAGCUUGGCUCUAGACGAAGAGACCGUGGAUGGCGAUGGCGAUUCCUCUGGAGUCAUUCCAACUUUCUUCGCUUACUCGCCGUCUGGGGAAGCUCUUGCCGAGGUGGUGUACGCAAACUACGGCCAAAAAUCCGAUUUUGACGAGCUCAAGAGCCUGGGAGUGGAGGUGAGAGGGAGCGUGGUAAUCGCCAGGCUUGGCAAGAGCUUUCGAGGGGAUAUCGUGUUUAACGCGCAGGAGGAAGGCGCGGUGGCCGUGGUUUUGUAUCCGGAUCCUCGAGACUACGCCACGAACGCUACCACUGAAGGCUACUAUCCAUUCUCGCGAUGGUUGCCUCCAAGUGGAGUCCAGAGAGGCUCCGUGAUCCAGGACCCCGGGGAUCCUCUCACCCCGGGGUGGCCGAGUAGCAAGCUUUCCAAGAGACUGGACGCUUCCAACUUGACAAGGCUGGGAGUUCCAGCGAUCCCCGCGCUGCCAAUCUCCGCUCGCGACGCUCUUCCAAUCAUCAAGGCGCUGGGAGGCCCUGUUGCUCCUGAUUCCUGGCAAGGAGGACUUGCAGUGGACGCGUAUCGAGCUGGGAAAGGACCUGUGAAACUUGAUCUUCGCUACGAGGCUAACCUGACCACUGCGACAAUUCGUAACGUUUUUGGAAUUAUAGAAGGCUCUGAGAAAGAUAGAUAUGUGCUUCUUGGGAAUCACCGAGACGCUUGGACGUAUGGAGCCGGCGAUCCAAACAGCGGAACUGCCUGCCUUUUGGAGAUAGCUCGCAUCUUUGGACAGUUUCUGAGAAAACCAGCGAGAACAAUCGUAUUUUGCAGCUGGGAUGCCGAAGAGUACAGUCUGAUUGGUUCUACGGAGUGGGUCGAGGACAAUUUGGCCAUGCUUAAGGCUCGAGCGGUGGCUUAUUUAAACGUGGAUGAAGCAGUAACAGGCAGUUCUUUCUCAGCGUCUGCUACGCCUCAGCUUGACAACCUUUUAUUCGAAGUCACCAAAAUGGUGAAAGAUCCAGACUCAAAUGGAACCAUAUUUGACUCGUGGUGUGGAAAAUCAAACGAUUGUGUCGGGAGGCUGGGCGGUGGUGGCUCCGACUACGCUCCAUUCUUGCAGCACGCAGGAAUUCCCUCCACCAGCAUGACGUACGAAGAGAAAAACUCAGAUUUUCCCGUGUAUCAUUCACUCUAUGACAAUUACAACUGGAUGAAAAACUUUGGAGACACUCAGUUUCAUCGCCAUGCAACAGUGGUGAAAGUCUGGGGACUGCUUGCGAGGCGCUUGGUCAUGGACACGAUCUUGCCUUUCAACUAUGUCUCGUAUGCAAAUGUCCUGGAGGUCGCUGUAAAGGAUUUGGAGGCCAGGUUCCUGCUUAUUUCGGGUCAUCUGGGACGGCCUACGUUGGAGGUACCAAGAAUGCUUUCGUUCCGGGUGGAAGUGAUCCGGGCCUCAAACCACGAAGCUCCAGUUAAUAUACUUAGCCUCAGCAAGUCGCGCGACGUAAAUUUCUUCCCACUUCAUUUUGCGGUGGAUCAACUUCGUGAACUUGCGUCCAAGAUCCCUUCUUUCACUGCGCCCAGAAGUAAAAAUGAUAUUUUGAUGCUUGGAGAGCGCUGUUUUCUAGAUGGCGAAGGCCUUCCAGGGAAGCCAUGGUUCAAACACUUGAUCUAUGGCCCAACUCAAACAAAUGUCUAUGGUACCUCGACAUUCCCUGCUAUUGCGGACGUUAUAUCGAAGAUGGCUGUGGGUGAGGACAAAGAAGAGCUUAAAGCUUUAAAACAAGACUUGCAACAUGAAAUAUGGAGAGCUGCGAGAGCUAUCUAGUGUGCCGCGAAUGUCAUAAAAGGUGAUAUAUUUUUCUAAAUGGUCCUGAGAGAAUCAUGGCCGUUGAACCGUGCGCAGUUGCUCUCGGUAUUUAUCC
Molecule: messenger RNA, 2317 nt
Organism: Selaginella moellendorffii
Lineage: Eukaryota; Viridiplantae; Streptophyta; Lycopodiopsida; Selaginellales; Selaginellaceae
Product: probable glutamate carboxypeptidase LAMP1
Exons: 11
Coding region: 97-2220 (707 amino acids)
Molecular function (GO): carboxypeptidase activity
Source: RefSeq, a predicted model, not a curated record